This is a messenger RNA of Astrephomene gubernaculifera, 7937 nucleotides long. The record is from the annotation of a GenBank genome assembly. NCBI's taxonomy places the organism in Eukaryota, Viridiplantae, Chlorophyta, Chlorophyceae, Chlamydomonadales, Astrephomenaceae.
CACUACGCCGUACAGUGGCUUAGGCUGUUUCCCGCAAGUUGUAAGUGGCUUACAGAUGUCAUACCUUCCUAAGCCUGCCCCUCAUAGUUGUCUUACCCAUACCUAGCUGUCUGGCAAGGCAAGUAAGACGAAUGUGCCUCUUUUACGAAGAAGUUAGUUAACCUCUCGAACCUCAAGAACAUACAUACUACGCUUAUCCGUCGCAAUUUAUGCCUGAGAGCUUUUUCCAAUGUGUGCAAGUUUGUUUUGACGUCUCUUCUUCAUGCGACGAGUACUAGCUAAGCUGCCGCGGACCCACAUGUAAUAUAUAUAGAUAUAUUUUAUGAAAGAGGCUGGGUAUGCGUUCAACAGCAGACUUAGAAUCAUCGCCUCGCGGUUCGGAGACCGCUGGUCCUUCCAUCGCUGGAGUCAACCGUCUCCGACCGCUUGCGCAGCAGCAGCCGGAAUGCGAAAUUCAGCCUCAUAAGGAGCCACCAGAUGAUGAAGAUGGAGGGUCCUGGCGUGCGCCUGGAUACAUUCCAAGCAGCCCUCAUGCGGCCAUUGCCGGUCCGCAGGGCAUCGCCGAAUCAACAACGCCCCGGGUCAGCGUCUUUACCCAUAUCGAUACUGGCAUGGCGCGAGAGCUCAUGGCCGCAGCUCCAUCCCCUACACCCGAACCUGAGGCCAGCCAAUCCCCGAUGCCCAUGUCCACCCCACAUCGCCUUCCCACGACCGCCACCAACGAAGCCUCCCCUGUCGCCACAUCCGCAAGGGCGCAUGGCCACGUCCAGUUCAGCUCCAACCUCGAUGGCAACAUUCCGGGCGAAAUUCCACUCACACCGACCCAGCGUGGCACACCAACCUCUGCACGCUACGCGCCCGGCCUUUCCUCAGUUCCUUCCGGCUACUACGCGGCACCGCUGCUCUCCUCACCCGACCGGCCCUCACGUCUGGCGGGCGCAUACAGGCCGCUGGGUAGCGCGCGCACCGGGGCAUUUGCAGCGGGCAGCGGCCUGAAUGCCAGCCAGCAGUCCUGGCACCUGAGGGCGCUAACCCCUGACAGGGUGAAGGAGCUGAAGCUGCCCCUGGAGCUGACGGUGCAGCAUUCCAACAGGAUUGAAAAGAUUCCCGCCGACAAGCUGCUUCCCUUUGUCAUCGGCGAGCGCCCCUACACCAUCGGCCGCACGCCGGGUAGUUCCGCGGUGCGGCUGGUCCGCAACUGCCCCGAGCUGUCCGACGGCAGCGUGUGUUACGUGAAGAGCGACACCAUGGAUGCGGCGGCUAGCGGCCUGCGGGAGGUCUUUUCGGGCACGCUGUCCAGCAAGUGCCCCGCCGGUGUGGUGCUCAAGCUGUUCGUGCUGUUCCCCUCGCUCAUGCGCCCGCCGCACUGGCUGCGCAAGGACUUCAGCCUCGUCAAGACGGCAGCCGUGGAGAUGUCCUGGGAGAUCCCCAAGCGCAUGAGCUUCCUGCUGCGCACCAUGCGCCGCCUGCGCUCAGCGGAGGCGCAGUACCUGGCGGUGUGGGCGAGCAAGAAGAAGAUCGGGCCGGGGGAGGGUUUCAAACUGUACGGCGCGGAGGGUACGGCGGAGAUGACGGAUCGGCCGUACUUGUUGGUGCUCAAGUUCUACGAAAAGCACGAGGGUCCCGACCCCCGCCUCCUCGCCGCCAGUCGCGAGGGCCCUCUCUCCCCCGGCCCCCUACCCUCCAUGCCCUCCGCUGCUGCUGCUGCUGUCGCUGCUGCUGCUGUGACCCCAGGCCGCGGCGGUGUCUCCCCCACCAACGACCCCGUCACCCACUUCUCCCAGCCGGGCGCACUCGUGCCGCUGAGCAGCGCCCCCACCGGCGGCACCGCAGGCAUGCUGGGCAGCGCUGCGCUGAUGGGGAGCACGGGCGGGCUGGCGGCGAAUUUGAAUUUGAAUUUGAACAGCGCGCGGCGGGGCGCGGCGCGGGACUUCAUGCGACAGCUGUUGUUGAGCGCGCAGAGCACGGAUGCGGGCCUUAUGGAUGCGUUUGAGCGCAAGCGGCUGGCCUGGGACUCGCUGCUGGACCACUUCCUGCACCACCGCGACAGCCCCGCGCUGCACCGCCUCAUAGACUCCAACUUCGCCAACCCCUUGCUGCAGCAGCAGCACACGGUGGACCAGGUUGAGAAGGUGGCCAUGGCCAACAACGACCCGGGGCUGCUGCUGAUGCUGUACGAGCACACGGAAGUGGAAAUGGACCUGCAGGUUCUGGCCUUCCUGAUCCACGCCUGGGCGGUGCAGCCCCUGGGCGGCCGCGCAGCCACCUCGCAGGCCGCUGCAGCCGCUGCAGCUGCCGGCCGUCUGGGCACCACCGUGUGCUCCUCCCUGGCGGCGGAGGACGCGGGCGGGCUGGCGGGGCUGGCGGACAUGCAGGAGGCGGAGGGGAACCUGGCGGGCAGGAUUGAGGAGUUCCUGGUCAAGUAUGUGGUGCGGCGGCGCAACCCGCUGUCCGUCACCGCAGCCAUCCUCACAGCAGUCAAGGAGGAGAUGCAGAAGCACGAGGAGAACCGGCGGGUGAUGCGGCUGGCGCAGGCGAGGUUCCACUCGCUGCACUUGGCGCUGCUCAGGAAGCUCAACCGCUUCGCCGACCCCCGCUCCAUCCGCCAGGUGGAGCGCAUCCUGCAGCCCUCCUUGGUGCCCAACACCGUCAAUGAGCUAUCGCCGCUGCAGGUUGCCUUCGACUCCCAGGACCUCAAGUUCAUGACGGAGACGGUGAUCGAGGUGUACGUCAAGGUGCAGUGGGCGGGCGGGGAGCUGCUGGCACUCACCGCAAACGAGGACGAGAGGGCGACGGGAGCCACCAACCCGCUGCUGGCGUAUGCGGUGCUGAGGAGCCUGGGGUUUGCGGGCAAGGGCACAUUCGACCCGCUGGUCAAGGCCGCCAGUCGGCUGUGGCACCUGUACGCAUUCACCUCCACCGCCUUCUUCAACUCGCCGAGGGGCAGGUGGGCCCUUCACGCGCUGUUCGAGCUGUCCUUCCUGGUGCUCUACCAGUGGCAGGUCAUGUACCCGCGAGUGGCCCUGCGCACCCUGCGCGCGCUGCACUGCCUCUUCCUGGCCUUUAUCCUGGGCAACCUGCUGGACAUGGCGCAGUUCGUGCACUACAAGUACGGCUCGCUGGCGCGCAUACACAGGUUCCUGCAGGACCCCUGGAACGCGCUGGGGCUGAUUGUGAACGCCUGCCUGCUGCUCCUGACGGGCCUCAAGCUGGCGCAGGAGUGGGGCGCGCCCUGGCUGCCGCCCUAUCAGAGCGGGGACGCCAUCCACAUGUGCAUGGCGACCAUGGCGGUGUUCGUGUGGGUCCGCGCCCUGGGCAUGGCUGUGCCCGUGUACCCCUCGCUGGGUCCGCUGCUCAACACGGUGGCGCGCAUGAUGGAGGAGGUGAUCGCCUUCCUGUUCCCCAUGCUCAUCGUCAUGACGGGGUUCAGCACAAUGAUGAGCGCUAUCUACCAGGACCUGGUCCCCGACUACGCCAACUUCGCCACCGCCAUGCUGCAGCUCUUCAGCAGCAUGCUGGGCAACUUCGACUUCACGCUGUUCGACGGACUGGAUGUGGUGAAGCACCUGUACGGCGUCAUCGUGCAGGUCAUAUUCCUGGUCAUAUCCGCAAUCCUGCUCAUGAACCUGCUGAUUGCCAUCAUCACCAACCGCUACCGGCCCCAGGAGGUGGAGGCGGAGACGGCGUUCAAGAAGGCGCAGAUCGUCAACUACUACGAAACGCAGGUCUCCCGCAACCUGGUGUGCUCCCCCUUCUCCCUGCUGCACCUGCUGCUCUCCUCCGCCGGACUGCCCGCCGGCAUGCGCCCCAAGGUGGGCGGCAGCGGCCCCACCGCCACCCGACUGGCGCUGCUGCCGCCGGACGGGGUGCUGCUGCCGGAUGACAGCUGCGAGCGGCCGACGGGGGUGGGCGAGAUACCGCACCUCAUUUUCCUCCUCACGCUGUACCCCAUCAUGGCGGUCACCUGCUGGCUGCUGUUCCUGGUGUACACCCCCUUCGGUGUCUGGCAGUUCGCCAGCCGGCAGUACGCGCGCUACCUCAAGGGGCACGACAGGAAGAGGAAGAAGCAGCAGCUGCUGCGGCAGCAGCAACAGCCACAAAGGAAGUAUGCGGCUAGCAAGGUCCGCAGCUCCUCCCCUACCCCCACUGCCGCCUCCAACACCCCCAUCACCGCCAUCACCAACAACGCCUCCGCAAGCAGCGACAGUGACUCCGACUCCGACACCGAGUCACCUCCCGCUACCACCUCCACCGCCCGCCGCCGUACAUCCUCCGCCUCCCGUGCGCCCACCUCCCACCCCACCGCCACCACCCACUCCAACUCCAGCACCGGCAUCGCCGCCUCCCUGGAGACCUUCAAACCCUACGGCCGCUUCAAAAAGUCGCUCCAAGCCGAAUCCCAGCAGACCGAGCUGAGCCCGCUUCGCACCGCCGCCUACAUGGCCGUCACCUCCGCGCUCACCCUGGUGGGGCUGGCGCUGUACCUGGGGCUGCUGGUGGGGCUGCUGCUGGUGGGCUGGUCCUCGCUCUACCAGUGGGCGGCCAAGCUGCUCUUCAGCGUCUUCAACGUGAUGCUGCGGCCGCUGGUGGAUGUGGUGAGGACGGUGCGGCGCAGGCGACUCGCCAAGGCGCGGGCGUGGGAGCGGAAGGAGCUACUGAAGCGUGUGGCGGCGGGGACGGCGGCGGCGGCGGCGGCGGCUUCGCCGCCGCGGCCGCUACCGCGGCCGCGGCCCGCCUUCGGCGAGGUGCUGUGCAGCCCCACAGGCUGCAGCAGCAGUGCCACUCCAGCCAUCGGCGCGGGUGUGAGUGUGGUGGAUGAGGCGGCGGAAGCGGCGAAGCAGGCGGCGGAAGCGGCGGAGGCGGCGGAGCAGCGGCGGCUCCGGGCGUUGGUGCACUGGCGUCACGCGAUUGAAAAGGGGCUGGCGAUGCAGGACGUGCGCUACCUGAGUGUGCGGGACGUGCUGCGGGCGCUGGCAGCCAGCAAGUUCAAGCCGAACAUGCAGGCCUGGCAACUGUCUCUGGACCCGCGCGCCUCCAGCCAGGAGAUCCUGGACGAGCAGCUGCAGGACCUGGAGGACGAUGAGGACGAGUGGGAUGACGACGAGCCGGCGCCGGAGGAGGCGGACAACGACGAGAUGGAGGCACUCAUCCUGGAGAAGACCGACAACCUCACUCGUGAGAUGCGUGAGAACUUCCACCAUCACCAGGAGUGCUUCUCCUUCCUCAUACGGCAGGUGGAGCAGCUCACAGCGGACGUGGCGCGCGUCGCCGGCAGCAGCAGCGGCACCGGAACGCUCAGCGGCGGGGUCGGCGGCGGAGGCACCGCCGACGGCGCCGGCGGCGCCGUUAUGGACUCGGCGAGGGCGUCGCCGGGGCAGGACUCCGUCAUGCCCUCGCCGGCGAACCUCAUGGCGCCGCCGCCGUCGAUUGUGACGACGGCUCCGCCGAGUACGGCAUCUGGGGCGACGCCGCCGCGGCCCGCGCCCUGGGGCGAUCCCUCGCAGAGCGGCCGGACGCUGAACUACAACAGCGCCGGGAGCAGCCGUCGGUCGGCGACGGAGGCGGAGCAGGGGAGGGUACGGCAACUGGCGAUGCCGCCGCGGCCGCGGCCGCCGCAGCUGGCGCUUGGCGGGCCUUCGGUGCAGGCGGUCAUGAGCGCCCGCGUGACGUCGGCGAGCUCCGGGACGCCGGUACGACAGGGGGUGAGUCGGCCGGGAAGCGCCGCGGCGGCGGCGACGGCGGCGGCGAGGGCUCGGGCAGCCGCCAGCACCGCAGCGGCGGCGGCGGCGGCGUCGCAAGCAGCAGCUGGGGUAGUGGCUGUUGGAUCCACACCGAUAGGGUACGCCCAUCACACCCACGGCAGUGGCGGGGCGGGCGUUGCCACGUCAGCGCCGCCGCCGCAGCAGCAACAGCAGCAGCAGCCUCGCAUUAGCAGCAGCGGAAGUGAUAGCGAUAUCGAGGUAGGGGAGGACCCGGAGGGCGGCGUGGACCUGGGUGACGGAGGCGGCGCUGACGGGGACCAGGAGGAGGCGAUCUACGACGACCCGACGGCACGACACAUGCUUCGCAACGGCAGCGAGGCCGCUAGCAGUGACAGUGACGGCAGCGGCGCCGCUGAUGCGUUCGACGACGGCGCCGGCGCCGACGGCGGCGGAGUGCCGUCUGGCGGUCAGGAGGAGCUCCCACUCCUGGACGCCGCCGCCGCAGAUGGAAGCCCCACUCCGAAUGCCGCCACCGCCGCCGCUGCCGCUGCCGCUGCCGCUACCUCAUCCUACGGUCAUGGCACCGACACCGGCACGUCAGCUGGCAGCGGCGGCAGCGGCCUCCCUCGCCGUACCUCGUCCAGCGCCGGUGGCGGUCUGCCGCCGCUGCACCUCUCGCCGCCGCCGCACAUCCACCCGCUGCUACGGCACUCCGCCGGCGCCGACGCCGCACCCUCACCCGCGCUGCUGGACGUGGCGGCUGCUCCCGAGCAGCCCGCUGCUACGGAGGAGGUGGUGCGGUCCUCCUUCCCAGGCCGGCCCAUCCUGAGCCCACUGCCGGGGGGUCCCGCCCGUCAUGGCUUGGGCAGGUCGCUGAGUGGCGCGAAGCUGGCUGCGCUGGGGCCAGCGGCGGCGGCGACGGCGCCGUCGAGCGGUGGUUCGUCUCUACGGGGCUCGGCGGAGGCGGCGGAGGCGCAGCAGCAGCAACAGACAGUGCCGCAUGGACGGCCGAGCGUUGUACGGGAGGAGGAGGAGGAGGAGGAGGCGGGUGAUGGUAGCGGUGCUGCUGCAGGAUUGGGGGAGGGAAGACUGCAUGGCUAGGGGCGGCUAAGGAUGUGAGGUGAGGGGGUCAGGAGAUUCAUACACGAGUAUGGGAUUAUGAGGGUAGGAAUGGAACAGUGCUUUCCGGGUUGAUCAGGAGUUGGGUAAGGCACGUAAUGGUCGAAGGUACGCGACUAAUGGGAGGGUGGGCGUUACAGGUGCGCUGAGCAAGCAGUUUGCCGUAUUGGCAGGGCCUGUGCUUUCAGUACUAAAUGUAUAUGCCCAUUGUCGACUUCCAUGUUACUAGCGACAGGCGUGACGUUGCGGUUGGUUACAACGAGAUGCGUCAGAGGUUCAGUGUCGUAGACCGGUAAUAUUAAUUACGUAUUCGUAUUCGUACCAGUAACAUGCUGCUUCCGGUACACGCAAGCUGCGAUCAUUGCUUCUAAUUCAUGCAACGUACGUCUCGCUGUUGGUGGCACCGCCGUGAAGUGCGUGUGAACACAACAUAAUACGAUAUUAGAGACUUGUCAGUCAAUGCCUGUCCGCACUUGUGUGGCGGGUUAUGACGUACACGGAGCAUCGGGACUCGGGAUCUGUCUAUUUUUGGAUGUGUCCGGUUAUUCUUGCAACAUGGUCCGUAUUGGCAUCCGUUCGCGCUAGGACUGCUGCUAUGGCUGUCGCUGCUGCUGAGAGGCCUGCAAGUGCCCUAGUGCCAUUAUUUUAAGUGCGGUAACUCUAGCGGAGUGCGGCCGCCUGGAAAAAGGGGCAAACCAUAGUCUAAGAAACUAUGUGACGGCAUACACUGUGUAGCUUGGGUCUUUUGGUCUUCUUGCUGUCACGGGGCCCAAUCCCACCGCGGGGAUCUUGCUGGAGCUACCUGGCGCGUAGCUUACACUUAUACCACUUGGCUUCGUUGCAUGCUGGGGUUGGCGUGCGUCCCUGCGCUUUCCCCACCCAGGGCGCCCGUUGGUCCUGCUGGCACUUGCUAGACAGUGCAGCCGAAGAGUGAAGUUUGUGAGGGGGCUGGGUUUGUGCAUGCCGUCUCGUAGAGCGUUGCCUGGCAAUGUAGGGUAGGGUUGGAAAAAUCAGUUUCUUCCAGCCUCCUGCGUGUGGCACAGCCGCAUGCUUCCUGCACAGCCGCCUUAAACUGGUUUGGAGCCUGCAACUGGCUAGUCAACCACUAACUACCAG